Messenger RNA from Micropterus salmoides (largemouth bass), 3717 nucleotides. RefSeq names its product sentrin-specific protease 1. Gene Ontology annotation, biological process: protein desumoylation. Gene Ontology annotation, molecular function: deSUMOylase activity. The transcript has 18 exons. Gene Ontology annotation, cellular component: nucleus. The coding region runs from base 470 to 2638 and encodes 722 amino acids. NCBI's taxonomy places the organism in Eukaryota, Metazoa, Chordata, Actinopteri, Centrarchiformes, Centrarchidae. The record is from RefSeq and is a predicted model, not a curated record.
CAUGUUCAGCCAUGUUGUGGUUUUGAAUGAGGAAGAAGCGGGAGAUAACAUUCUUCAACGAGUUUAUAUGUAAUUUAAAGUCACGUUUAGGAUAUAUAAAUGAGUUAGGGUGUGACUCAAAAUGAUAACCGUUUUUGCGAACGCGUUGGUUGCGUUUUAUUGCAUUCCUGUUGGAAUUUAAACAUACUUCCAUAAAUUAGCCGUGUGGCUAACAACGUUAGCUAGCAUAGUGUGCUAGCUAGGCAACUAGCUAAUUCUUAGUUAACCAGCUAGCCCGUUAGCCCGUUUCAUGGGAAAGUAAAAUGAAAAUUGUGAGUAGUGUUAGCCUUUGAAAUAGCCUCAGCUAACCUGCCUCAGUCGAAUGAAGCGCAUUAGCCUCAUUUGGUUUGACUAUAUUGACAGGUAGGCAGAAAACAGCUAUAACGAUUUAUCUUUAAACCGACGGCGUUAUUUCUGAAACUUUUGAACCAUGUUGAAUAAAAUUUACGGAUGGAUAGAAACAAGCUUUGCCAAUCUUCGCAAUGGUGUACCAGCUGCGGAGCACUCUGAUGCACAUCGGGCACCGGGAGAUGGUCAGAUGAGGAGGAAAAGACCAAUUGAAUGUUUGCAAGAUGGACAUAACAACGAUGGCUUAAUGAUAAAGAAAUCUCGAAUGGGAGAUCUCAUUGACACAGUCAAGAUUGCAGCUGAAGGGGUUAAGACUCAUAGCUCCAGUGUGGCUACAUGGAUGAGGAACAAUGUGAGCCCUACCUUGAGAAAUAUACUCCCUGCCUCCCCCGGCCCUCCACCUGGAGAGCCACAGCCCUCAACAUCCGCAGACGUCUGGGCAGGGAGCCCGAUUGUUGAAAGGAACUCUCUUGAUGAGACAUUCAUUGCUCCCUCAACAACUUUGGAGUGGAAAACAUCCAAAUUCGAAUGUGUGCGUAAUGACAAGUCUAUUGUGGGAUCAAAAGUCUGUAGGCGACAAGUGUGCAUGAGUCCUAUACAUCGAGAAGUGCCAAAAACAAAUGGACACUCUGUGAACUUGACGCCCUCCGUUACCCCUGAAUUGCACCCCUCUCCACGGUUAGGCAGACCCCUAAAUCUCCGACCACAUGGAACACCAAGUUUAUUCAGUGGAGCGUCAAGCAGCUCCUGCACCAGCAUGUACGAGAAGACCUUUCCCAUCAAAGUGGUGCAGAGCCCAACACACAGCACCUCAUCUGUCCGCAUACACAGAGCCAGGCCCCGCUGUACAGCACAGGAGUCUGUUUGUCAAGAGGAGAAGGAGGUGUAUAGGCAGCUUCUGACCAUGGUCUCUGGUGGUCAGUCAACUUUUCUUCACAACGGCAGCUCACACGCCAUCGUGAGGUCACACAGAGAUUUCACCAGCUUCCUGACCACCAGCCGCAGACUGCUACAGUUCACUUCCUCUGCUGGUUCAGCAGCAGGAGGAACUUCAGAGGGUGCCAGCAGCCCCCCGAGCCCCAGGGGGAUGUCUAGCCAGAGCUCCAGCAAUCUCCCCAGCCCAGUGGGGGCCUCCAACAGGCCAGGGAUCCAGAGUUGGUCUCUGGACAUGGACCUCAGCUCCAGCAGAGCAGCUAUUCUCACAUCAGCUCCCUCCCCAUCUGUUUUGCAGGACAACUCCUCUCAGGACACGCAAUCAUCAGCUCAUGAUGGUGACUCUGUAAUUAUUGUAAAUGAACAAAAGGGUAAAAAGCAAGACAGCUCAAGUGUGCCAUGUUUCCAAGCUGAGCUAUGGAUCAAAGAACUGACUAGUAUGUAUGACUCUCGGGCAAGAGAAAGACGGAGACAGAUCGAAGAGCAGGAAGCCUUGGCUGCCCAGCUGCUGCAACAGCGCCUGUCUGAAGAGGGUCAACGCAGCCCAGAUGUGGAGGUCCAUGUACGAGUUCCUUUGGAGAAGGAAGUUCCUUUGACUCUUGUGACAGAAGAACCAAAACAUUUGGAAGAGAUACCAGAAUUCCCUGAACUCACAGAGGAAAUGGAAGCCGAGGUGAACAGGGUGCUGAGAGGAGGUAGUUCUCACGAAGUAUUAAGUGAAGGUUUUGGUCUCAGUCUUACGCGCAAAGACCUGCAGACCCUCAGCAACCUCAACUGGCUCAAUGAUGAGGUGAUCAACUUUUACAUGAACCUGCUGGUCGAGCGUAGCAAGGACCCCCGCUGGCCAUCAGUCAAUACGUUCAACACUUUUUUCUAUCCCAAGCUGCGCAGCAGUGGCUAUUCCGCUGUCCGCCGCUGGACCAAGAAGAUGGACAUCUUUUCUAAAGACAUCCUGUUGGUUCCUGUCCACUUGGGGGUGCACUGGUGCCUCUCUGUGGUGGAUUUCCGCAAAAAGGCUAUCCUGUACUUUGAUUCUAUGGGAGGAAACAAUGAUGAAGCAUGCAGAAUAUUGUUUGAAUACCUGCAACAGGAAAGCAAGGACAAGAAGGGCAAAGAACUGGAUACCUCAGGCUGGACUCUGCGCAGCAAAAAGCGCCAUGAAAUCCCACAGCAGAUGAAUGGCAGUGACUGUGGAAUGUUCACAUGCAAAUAUGCAGAUUACAUUACCAAAGACAAGCCAAUCACUUUCACACAGAAGCACAUGCCCUACUUCAGAAGAAGGAUGGUUUGGGAGAUUUUGAAUCAUAAACUGUUGUGAUGUCAGUAUAGUCGGCUCACAAUGUUAGAAACACAACUAACGUAACAACGGCAGAGCUGCGUUCAGCAGCAGGAUCCACUUAUAGCAGUCCUGCUCUGGAUAGACUAGUACACCAGCUUGUCAGAUCAGGAACCAGCCCUGCUACUCUGCAUCCUUUAAGCCCUCAGCUGAUCUUUGCUGAUGGGAUGUUGCUGGAGCACCAAGCACUGCCUACCAGUCCUCUACUUCACUUUGUUUUGUUUUUUUGGGUGCACCCAUGGAGCAUCAGUGUAGCAGCUGAAACGCUGCUUGUUUUUUAAUGCCCAGCCAGAACUGUUUUUGAAAUCACACGUGUACUGACUUACAAGCCAUACUCUGAGCAAUGUUCAGUUUAAUGCAGAGAUAUGUUUACAUGUUUUUGUCCUACAGGGAGAUGAGCACAUUAUGCUGCAUACUUUUUAUAACACAAAUUCUACAUUUUGGCAUCAUUGUCAAUGUUUGAUAUUCUUGGUAUGUGCAAAGAACAAUUUACUUUACCAUGAAAAUAUGAAUGCCCACAGAACUGGAAUUUGAAUGGCAUCUAGUCUUAACAAUCUGUCUCUUUGUGUUUGGGCGUGACACAUGUUCUGUUUUCCUAAAUAUGAACAUUUAACCUAAAACAGGAUUCUUUUUGUAGUUUGAUGAAUUAAAAUGCACAAAAGGCUGCAAAUGUGACAUUGCCUCAGAGUAUAAUUUAUAAGGAAGGAAAAUAGAAAGCUGCAGUCUAAAACAGCAGGUUAAGUGUUUUGCCAUUUUCCCAUUACUCUUGAUAUAUUGUAAAUUAAGGUUCGAAGUCUAUUUUAUGUAUUGCAGUCUGUUUUCAUUCAACAGCAACUUUUGGGCAUAUUCAGAAUAUUUUGAACUUUGUACAUACUUAAAACACAUACAGCCUCUUGAACAGUGUAAUAUACUUUUUCUUUACGUAUUAUCUAUUUUUAUCUAGAUUUAAGUCUGUUUUAGAAAAUAAAAUUCUCAUGUAUUGUGACUGUUCUUUGUAUUACCUCAAAAUCUGCUGGGUUUGAGAUAAAAACUGCCACAUUUGAUAAACAUGAGAACCGUGA